UGGCUGACGAGGCCCCACGUCAAUACGCAGUUUGGAAGCGCAUAGCUUGGCUAGAGCAGUUAGCAACCAGAUGCACAGUCGGCGCUCCAUCAAACCUUACAUCUGUGGAUGAAGCGAACCAAGGGGAAACAGCUGUAUGCAGGCUAUGUUAGCGACCUGAAACGGCAACAUCUGACUGUGGACACGUAGGAGAGAGUCUUUGCCUACAUACAUUGUGUUGUCAUUUUCUGUCUGCUGUUUUGUGGAUAACAAAAGCGCAUUCGAUUCGAACGGAGUCAUUGGAACAGACGAGUGAACGAGAAUUGAACCGCAGUGGAUGUCUUGCUCUUUCUGUGUUCACAUCGUAAUACAACUGUAGCUGAGUAAUCGCAUGGAGAUGGAGUKAAAUUGAGGUCAUCUGGAAUUGAAUUGCGGCUGAGAGAUGGAGAAUUAGUUUUGUCCGCUCUGAUCUAAUAGGAGGGAGAGAAGAACUGCUGGAUACAUAGCGGAUACAACCCCGAUAUGAACGUGGCUUUCUCGCUCUGCUUGAGGUAGCUGCUAAAGCCAAUGAAAGACGGCGGUCUUGAGAACGCAUACGGUCACUUUGGAAUGUAGAUAUACGCGUUUAUUCUUGCACAUUUAAAAAAAAUAAACCGAAUGUGUUCUAAUACUAGUAACUAGGACUAUCGUUGCAUUUUUUUGUUGUUGAAUUACUCUUCAAGUAUCAACCAACUGAUCUUCUACGYGAGAAUGGCCAUGAUACAAAAGUGAAUCUGGACCUGGRUUUGGAGGCAGUGGAGUUAAUGGUGUGAGUGAGAUUUCUCCCUCCCCCACCAUCACUACAGAGACACGCCAGAGGCUGUCCACUGUCCAGGCCCAAGCAGUCAGCCUGAGCCUGCUAGUACAGACUAUCUGGCCUCCUCWUCUUGUGGUCCCUUAUGCUCAAUGAAGGCUAUCUCUGGGUCGCUACAGGAUGGAUGGUGUGGAUUUGACGGUCCUUGUGUGUCAUCAUCAGCGCUUGCUCCUCUGUGACUGUUUCCUGUUCUUUUCCAUUUAUAAAAGAACGCCCCCUCUUCUGGGCCCAACCACCCCUGAGCGCUGUAAAAGUUAUAGUAACUGUUGUUGUUAAGUGACACUUACAGAGGAGGUUAAGUUAACUCUCCCCCCAUCCAAACUCCACAGAGGGUUUUCUCCAGAGGUUUUAUUUUAUAUACCCAUAUUAUAUAUUUCCCCCCUCUCAGGAGUUUGUUUGGAAGACGCACAGGUGUUUGGUUCUUCACAACAAAAGURUUGGUUUAUUGUUGGUUGAGGUUUACAGUUACUUUUUCUCAAGUUUUGGUUCUUCCUUGUAAUUUAUUUAUACUUUAUAUUUUGGAGUUUUUUUUGCUCAUUGCUCACUCACACCUCCUGGAAUAAAAAAAACAAGAUGUCGGAAACAGACAAGUUCCUUGCCCCUUUCCCUCCGCCGCCCAAGAAUGUGAAUGGUUCCAGCUCGGACACGUACCUUGGUGAGAAUUUGGGAACCGACGGUGUCCGCCGCCGCCGCCACACCAUGGACCGCGACCCCAAACAGGCCGAGCAUCGCUUCUUCCGGCGCAGCGUCAUCUGUGACUCGAACGCCACCGCCUUAGACCUCCCCAGCAAGGCCGUCAUCCUCACCUCCCCGCCCGACUGUGAGCCCCCCAGCCUGGGCUGGCUCUCCCUGGCUGUCCCCUCUGUGGUGGUACCCGAGCCGUGUCUGGCGGUGGCUGAGGUGGAGGCAGAUGAGGAAGGAGGGGAAGGGACUUGUAUUGACGUAUUAGGGCCCAGUGUUGGUGGUGGUACUAGAGUGGAUGGUAUGGUAGUGCAGAUAAAGCCAAGCACGGCAGUAUUGGAUGUUUGCGGCGGAGAGAAAGUAAAGAAGCUGUUGUCGUUAGCCGCCGCAGAMGCUCCUGGAAUGGAGGAGGUGGUGCCCAGUAAAGCGGGGGAGCCCGCGGAGGAGGAGAGCGGMAGUGUUACAGAGGAGAUGCGAGAYGAGAAGGAGAAGGGGGCSGCUAAGGCCCUAUUAGAGGAGCAGAAGAGGGAAGCAGAGAAGAAGGUUCAGGACGACAUAGAGGAAGUAGAGACCAAGGCCAUAGGGACCUCGCUGGAUGGACGCUUCCUAAAGUUUGACAUCGAGAUCGGACGCGGAUCCUUCAAGACGGUCUACAAGGGCCUGGAUACGGAGACUACAGUGGAGGUGGCGUGGUGCGAACUGCAGGUAAGACACAACCCAAUCAUUUACUAUCCUUCUUUACUUACUUACUCUCUGCUCUGAGUAACAUUUUAAGCAAUGUUUUAUUAUACUCAAUUAUUGUAGUGGCAAACUAAAGUACCUAAAUAGAUUGGCGUACACAAAAUUUCCCAGGUAUGAAGAUACAGAUAAGGUGCGGAAGGAAGGAUGUAMKUUGCUAUA
Salvelinus sp. IW2-2015 is the source of this 2413-nucleotide messenger RNA. Its product is annotated as serine/threonine-protein kinase WNK1-like. Gene Ontology annotation, molecular function: protein serine/threonine kinase activity; potassium channel inhibitor activity. Gene Ontology annotation, cellular component: cytosol; cytoplasm. Gene Ontology annotation, biological process: positive regulation of potassium ion import across plasma membrane; intracellular signal transduction; protein phosphorylation. Lineage: Eukaryota; Metazoa; Chordata; Actinopteri; Salmoniformes; Salmonidae. The record is from RefSeq and is a predicted model, not a curated record.